AUGCUCCCAAACCUGGGCCAAGUGCCACUCUUGGCCAUUGUGUGUAUAGCAUUAUCAGGUAUGUUUUCUAUUUUUUAUCUUUUUUAUUUUAUAGAAGAUACGGGAGUUAUAAUAUUACGUUGUUCAAAUAAUUCUGUGCCUCUUCUCAAAGCGAAUUUUUGAGAUUAGAAGACACAGAAUGAUUUGAACAACAUAGUAGAUAAACUGGGCCAUUGAGAGGUCACUUUAAGGUAUCAGUGAAAACCUCUACCUGUUAGACUUGUAAAAGGGUAGAGCCCAGUUGUUUUGUGAGUGCUACAGUUUUUCCUUAAAUGUACUAAAAGUCUUUUGAAAGUAUAAAAAUGCUAUUUUACAAGCUAGUGCGUUGCCAUAAUAAUUUUCAUCAUAAUAAUCUUCUGAGGGGUUAGAUUAGUAACCUAUACUCAUACAUUUCAAGGUUAUGACUUUUUGAUUACUCUGUGAAACGUUCGCUGUUCUUUUACUCCUACGCAAUAGUCUAAAAAACAGUUUUGACAUCGGAGAAAGAACUCUGACUUUUAAAGAUACUUUUUGAUGAAAAAACUGUAUACUCAAACGUAUAAGGUUUUUUACAUAGUAAAAAAAUUAACAAACAGAAAUAAAAACGUAUUUUUUAUCUUCGUCAUAAUCAUUAUUUGGUUUAAAAGGUUAGAAAUCAAUUUUUUCGAUUAAUAUAAUAAUAAAAGCUUUGUAUGACACAGUAUGUACAAUAUAUUAGUUAUUUUGUUUGUUUUUUCUUAUUUGCCAAUACUGUCAUCUAAUAAUUAAUAUAAUUUUCGUUACCGAACAAACAUUGCUUUGUAAAUUAACUUUGACUCAUUGUAAAAACGUUUAAAACGUACCUCAAACGAACUAAUAAGCAAUUAACUUCUUUUUUUAUAAAUAUUUAACAAAUUGCAACUUUUGAACUUUAAAAAAUGACUUUUGAUAUUAUUAGGUUGUUCAAUACAUUCUGUGCCCCACUCUUAAAAUUUUCUUUGAAAGAGAGCACAAAAUUAUUUGAACAACUGAAUAUGUGCAAUGAAAAAAUAAUGCUUGAAAUCUUCAGCAAACGUUAUUGCAAGACACAAUUAUCAAGCAACUUUUAGCAACUACUUAAGAGAGCAACAUUUUUUUGCGUAUAAAAAGUUUAAUCCAAAUUCUAUACACGCUGCGCCCAAACUUCUAUUUUUUUUGCAAAAAAUAGCUAAAAUUUUGUUGAAAAAUACAAAAUCUUGUUGAAUAGAGACAUUAUAUCAAGAAUAUUUAUUAAAAACUAAUGAUUAAAGAAUAUUUUCAGUAGUACAAGGAUCAGACGACAACCCAGUGACACGAAACUUUAGUUGUCAGCCAAAUGGGUGUUGUGAUCAGCACGAAUGGUGCAGAUUCUGGGCAUCGAUGGGCGAAUGCAGGACGAACAGGAAUUGGAUGGAGAGGAACUGUCAAUUGGCUUGUGGCAGUUGUCGCAAAGGUAAGUUUGACUUUAAAUUUAAUUUUUUUAGAGAUUUUUUGAAAUUUUAAAGUUUAAAAAAGUUUUGAAAUUUAAAAAUAUUUUUUUUUGAAACUUUGAAGUUUUUUCAAUUCAAGGAGGUAAAAUACUAUCUUCAAGAGUUUUUUUAAAUCAAAGAAUGAAAAUUAAAAUUUUUAUUAAAUUAACCUUUAAAAGUAUUUAGGUAACAAAGUAAAGUUUAGUAGCUGCAUAGUAAGAGAAGCAAUGAUUUACGAGUUAUGUAAUCGAGAAUCGAAAAACAGGUUUAAAUUGUCAUUUUAAACUUAUUUCCACAGAAUUGAGAUAGGUGUAAACUGGGAAACUACUGCUUAAAAUGUUUUUAAACUGUUUUUUUGUGGAAAAAUCAAACAGUCAAGGUCAAAAAAUGGAAAAUUGUAAAAUACGGAAAAUUAAGUAAAUUGUAUAAAAUUUUAAGCUAUUAACUCAAUAUUUCAAAGGAGAUUUCAGUUUUUCCAAGAAAAAAGAACAAAAAAUUUUUAAAAUACGAGAAACUUGCCAUGGAUAAUAUAAAAUCUCUUUCAGCUCCAUUCAUCCGCCCAACCACUCGUCCAACAACCUUCAGGACAGGAGCCCCCUCGCCAGCUCCAACUACACCCAGAAGGACCACUAGGCCUGCUACUACCACAAGAAGGAUAACAUUCCCUCCGGCUACUACAACAACCACCAGGAGGACCUUCCCGCCAACCACCACUACGACAACUCGAGCCACUACUAGGACCACUUUUACUACUCCUACUACGACUAGGACCACAACGACACAAUUCACAACUGCACCAGCUUCGAAUCCGCUAGCCAGAUGUAGACAGAUCAGGAAUGAUCCUAGUCUAGCCGCUGAGGUUUUGAUUCGGGAGAGAUUGGUCUUCUCUAAAGAAGGUGAGGACGGUGCUAGAUAUAGUAAUAGCAUUUACAAAACGGCAAAUGUUAAUAUAGGUUAAUAUAUUAACAUGUACUAAACAUAAAUCAUUUCAGACACCUCCGGUCGUCGCACGAUGAUGGGUAUGGACAAGCUGAUCCGUUCCAACGUCGCCAAUGCUUGUGUACCCAGACUGGACGAUGCUGAAUGUGAACGAUCGUUGUGCUACAACAUGUUCUUCAGAACGAUGGAUGGAACCUGCAACAACUUCAAUCAGCCUUUGAAGGGAGCUGCUUUCCGACCUUAUACUAGGCUGAUGACUCCUGAGUACGAUGGUGGACUCAGCGAGCCUGUUUGUAGGUUUAUACCGAUUUAUAUGAAUUUUUAGGUACAGUAGGCUAAUAUUCGGUUGUUCAGAUAAUUAUGUGCCCUCUAUUAAAGCAAAUUUUUGUGGUUAUGGGGCACAGAAUUAUUUGAACAACCAAUAUUAUAAAAAAAUAAAAAUAAGGGUGACGUACAAGAUCUUUUCAGCAUCCCUUCGAGUUACCCGCCCCAGCCCUCGUGAAGCCAAUCGUGCCAUUCUUUCGACAUCAAAGGCCGUCCUCACUCAAGACUUCAACUCUUUGUUGAUGCAGUUUGGCCAAUUCAUUGUGCACGAUAUGGCCAAGACCACGUUGGUACCAUCAGCCAAGUGUAAUGUGUGCCAGAACAUCCCUGGCAGAUGUAUGGCUGUGUUUGUCACUCCACAAGAUCCCAACCCAAGCUUCAGAAGAGACGUCUGUAUUAGGGUGUCGCGAUCUUCAGCCAUCUGUGGGUCUGGAAGAACGAAGCCAAGGCAACAGCUGAACGAGAACACUGGCUACAUUGAUGCGUAGGUUAUGGUUAAUAUACUGUGAUAUUAUUAUGACUACAGUAAUAAACUGUCAUUUACAAGGGUAAAAAGUCAUGUCGUCAAUUUGUUUUGAUUCUCGUGCUCAAAAACGACAAGAUUUUUUUAAACUUUAAAUAUAAUACUAUGAUUAACAUAAAAUAUUGACCAUGCCAACACACCUUACAACCUCAUUUUAGCUCCCCGAUCUACGGCUCCUCAAUCGAAGACAUGCACAAGUUCCGCGACGGCAACACCGGCUUCCUCAAGACCCAGAACUUCAACGGCCAAAAGACGUUGCCAUUCGACACAGCCCAAUGUCGCAACCGAAACGACUGUAAAGCCGUCUUUGUCGCCGGAGAUUCUCGAGUCAACCUCUUCCUCGGCCUCACCUCAUUCCAUCUGUUGCUGACGAAGGAACACAACCGGCUGGCAGCAAUGCUACAAAGAAUCAAUCCUCAUUGGAGUGGCGACCGACUGUUCCAGGAGGCUAGGAAGAUUGUCGGAGCUGAGGUUCAAGCUAUUGUGUAUCGUGAAUACCUACCUAAAGUAUUGGGUUCGGCGUUUGCGUCUACUGUGGGGCAGUAUAGAGGAUACAAUCCUAACAUUGACUCGACCAUUGUUAAUGAAUUCACUGCUGGAGCUCAUAGGUUUGGGCAUGGGUUUAUUCAGGUAGGGCAACGGGAGGAGGUUUGGGCUUGGAGAGGAAAUGUUAUUGCUCUUGUGUUAAUGCAUCGGGGAGGACGGCAGGGUGUUAACCUAAUAAAAAUAAAGCUAUAUUAUUAUAGGUUGUUCAAAUAAUUAUGUCUCUUAACCUCGAAAAUUUGCUUUGAGAAGGGGCACAGAAUUUUUUGAACAACUUACUUUGAUAGUAAUGCCAUUAUUAACAAUAGUACGAUCUAAAAACUAAAUUAUUAUCGCUUUUAUAAUCUGAAACACAAAAUUUUAGGAAUUCUACCCCCGUCUAGACCAGUUCAACCGCUCCAUCCCUCAAGGUGGCUACAACUUUGUCCAAGGAACGUUACAUUCGGAACGCUUUGUCUUCGAAGGUGGAGCCGAUCCAAUCCUAAGAGGCAUGAUGUUCACACCAUUGAAGCGACCUCAACGUCUGACACCUUCUAUCACUGAACAAAUGUUCGGCAGUACUGACCUGGGUACGAUCAACAUUCAACGUGGCAGAGAUCACGGUCUUCCACCGUACAUGAAGUUCAGAAAAUUGUGUGGAUUGAGCUCACCUACCAACUUUGAUGGGGUAGGUGAAUUGGUUUUUGGAUUUUUUUAUUGAAAGGUUUUAAAAUUUAAAAAAAAUGUAAAUAACAAGGAAGGAGCCCAACUUUUUCACUUCUGAUUGACUUCAAACUUUUUAUAUAGAAAGGUCAUUUUAGUGUAAGAUCUAGAGCAAAUAGGCACUUUCUAGGAAAUUCCUAGAAGAUCAAGAUCAAAAAAUUACGUUUUGAAUUUCUCGCCAAAUUGUCAUUGUGUUUCAAGCUUAUAACUUUGUCAUUUUUUACUUUAAUCAAUUUUUCUUUGAUAUACUAGUAGAAAACCUUUAAAUGGACCUACAUUUUUAAUUUUGUAAGCGUAGCUUGUAUGGAAAAUCAAGCAAAAAGGACUUGAAACACAAUGCCAAAUGUUCCAAAUUGGCGGGAAACUCAAAUAUUUCAAAUUUAAAACUCAAAAGCGCGAGCUAAGCUUUUUUAUGGGUACUAUUAGUGGUACAAUGAAUUCAUAUAAAAAUAUUAAGUUGAUUCUGAGUGGGGAAAGUUAGGUACUUGCUUUGUAAAUUCAGAAAAAAGUGUUUGAUACGAUUUUCAUGUGUAAAAUUUCAGCUGUCACGAGAGAUUCUAUCAGAAAACGCAAGAAACAACCUUCGAAGGAUCUACGGGUCUGUAGGUAAGUAAAAAUUUUAAAAAAAACUAAACUAAAUGUGCCAAACUAUAAUAUUAAAUAUGCCAAACUAUGCCAUCACGGAAGUAUCAUGAUAAAAUACGGAGAAAAAAAAUGAGUGAAAUAUUCUUAAAUUUCCAAAAUCACCUUAACUUAAAUAAAUCUAAUGACAUAUUCAGACAAUGUUGACUUCUACGUCGGAGCAGUACUAGAAGACCCAGUCGUACGAGGUCUGAUUGGUCCUACUUUGUCUUGUGUUGUUGGCCCACAAUUUGCUCGAACGAGAGAUGGAGAUCGGUAAGUUGUGUUUUUUUACUAUCGUCGGUCUCAAAGUCUCUAGAACUUUGUUUCCUACUAUUUUCGGUCAAAAAACCUUUAGCAUGCCUUAAGUACGUACUAUAUCAAAAUUACCGGUAAUAUAAACCCAAUUUCCUUCAGAUUCUAUUUCGAAAACCCGGGAAUUUUCACGCGGGCGCAGCUCGCCGAAAUCCGCCGUUCCUCAUUGUCUCGCAUCAUCUGCGACAACUCGGACACGAUCAACACGGUGCCGCGCGAAGCGUUCCGUCUACAGCCGGUGGUGGGUUGUAACGAGAUCCCUCAGAUGGAUCUGACCAAAUGGAGAGAAUAA
Messenger RNA from Bursaphelenchus okinawaensis, 5743 nucleotides. Lineage: Eukaryota; Metazoa; Nematoda; Chromadorea; Rhabditida; Aphelenchoididae. The record is from the annotation of a GenBank genome assembly.